Messenger RNA from Camellia sinensis, 1518 nucleotides. The record is from RefSeq and is a predicted model, not a curated record. NCBI's taxonomy places the organism in Eukaryota, Viridiplantae, Streptophyta, Magnoliopsida, Ericales, Theaceae.
AAGAAGUAAAUCAUUUUUUAACAAUACCAAUACUAAAGUAAAUCAAUGAGCUAUUUUAAUGUCAUUAAAAAAAAAAAAUAGAAAAGAGAAUUUCAUGCUAAAAACAAACUAACCCCAAAGAGAACACUUGCAGAGGCACUUGCAUUUGAACCUAUACUUCUUGAUGAACUCAUAUUCUUACAACAUAAAUUAUAUAACCAUUUAACAAAAUAAUUUGUGAAUUUUUUCACUUCAUUGGAGAAUAUAAUUUUUCAAAUAUUUAAAUAACAAUUUUAGACAUGCAAGUUGCAUGAGAAAAAGACUUGCAAGUUGCUGAAAUUCCAGUGGCUGUGGGUUAUUCUAGUAUAGUGGGUCAUUCUAACAAUUUAAAUAACAAUUUUUUCACUUCUAGUGCUGUGGGUCAUUCUAGACUUGCAAGUUGCAUAAAAAAAAAAUAUACAUACAUCAGGGAAAGAAAAUGAAGGAGAGUUCAAGAAAGAGGAAGAAGAAUCGAAUCAAACAAAGAGAAAAUCAAAGGGGAGAAUCGAAUAAAAAAAAGGGAAAAAAAAGGACAGAUUCGUUUUUUGCUAAGUAAGAAAAAAAAAAUGAAAGAAAGAGGAAGAAGAAUCGAAGAAAAAUAAACCAAAAAAACAGAGGAUCGAUUGUUCGUUUGUUGCGAAGAAAGACAAAAAAAAUCUUAAAAAAAUGAAAGAAAGAGGAAGAAGAAUCGAAGAAGAAGAGGAGGAAGAAUCGAAGAAAAACUCACUAGAUUGUGUUCUUCAAAGGAGAGAAUCAGCACCUUCUUGGAGUCGAUCGUUUUCUCUCUUCUUGAGCCGACUGUAGUUUGGUUUUUGGAUCGAACUGGUCCAAUAGUUAACCGCCGUUGGGAUUUUCGACGGAAACCCAUUUCUCCCAAGGGCAAGGUUGUAAUUUCAACACCCCCAUACCCAUUUUCCCUAAUUCUGCAACUGAUAUAUAGAUAUAUAUACGUAAUAUAUUACGUAUGUACGUUGAGAGCAAGACGAAGAAGAUGAGAGAAAUAAAAUGGAAUCAAUCUGUUGCCAAUGUGGGUUGAGGGCUCGAGUAUGCACAUCUUGGACUAAGAAUAAUCCCUCAAGAAGGUUUCUGGGUUGUCCCCGUUAUGGAAGUAAGGGUGCUUGUGGGUUCUUCAUGUGGGUUGAUCCUCCUGCUGGUACUCGAGUUCAAGAGGUGAUUAAUGGAUUACUUAGAAGAAUUGUGGUCAUUGAAGACCAGGUCCGAUUGCAUAGAGGAAGAGAAAGGAAGCUGCUGAUCUUUGUAGUGAUGUUAUGGAUAUUUUUCUUGUGGUGCUACCUCACAACAGAGCAAGAUGGAGAAAUUGCUGGUAGCAACAAUGACAAUGAUUCGACAUAAUGGGAAUAAGAAUUGUAGAUGUAGGUGUUUCAUGUUUUAAUGUUUUGAAUUUGGAUUGUGUUAGUUUUGUAAACAAUGCUAGAAUAGCAUAUGCAAUGAUAACCAUCUGUAAUGUUGUCUGAAUAGCUGAAAUGAAAUGGGUUUUGU